AUGGGUGAAAUGGAGGGUACCUUGGAGAUUGGCAUGGUCUCUGGUGUUGCCGAACCUCUUGUCGGCCUUGAAAAAGUCAAGGGACCUAAAUACCAAGAAACUGUCAAUAUGCGUCUUGGCGAUGGAACUACACGACGUGGUCAAGUUCUCCAAGUUGAUGGGGAGAAAGUUUCAGUGAGGACCACUUGCGUCCGUUUGGCAUUUUGCUUUUUGGCUAUGGCCAUGCUUUCUGUAGGAGCAGCUUUUGAAUCAGCUUGCUCUAAUAGGCAAGAGAAUAAUCUAGAGGAGUUUAGUGAUCUAGUCAAGUUCACAUUGAGCAGGAAACCUACGAUUUUACUGCAGUGGAAUCCUCAUGUUUCUCAGGAGAUUAAGCUAAAUGUGAGAGGUGGAGGUUGUGCAAACACAUCCGGUGACUACAGCUGGCGUACCACAAAUUCGAGGAUUGUGGCUCUGUCGUCUGAUGGGGUUAUUCAGGCAAAGAGUCCUGGAAUAGUCACUGUGAAGGCUACGUCGACUUGUGAUCCUCAGAUUUAUGAUGAGAUUGUUGUCAAAGUAUUCGCAAGUGACGAGUCAGAUGUGUGCUACGACAUGGAUGACAUGGAGGCAACAAUCUAUAAAUCGAGGGCAUGCUUGGACAUAGAAUUUGCAUUCUGCGCUCUCUUUGGUGUUACCCUUUCUAUAAUAUUAAGGAUCAUGGUGAUAUGUCGUCUAGGAGCACUUAAAUUCGUCCCUCACGCAGUUUGUUCAGGACGUGAAGUCUUGUACCACAUUACGGGAGCUAUUACAUUUGUGAACGAGAUACCGUGGGUUGUGGAACCUAUUUUUUCUAUUACAACUUUAGCAAUGGAGGACCUAAAGCUCAGAAGAAGAAGCACUUGUUCCGAUCUCUUCCAGAGCACUAAACUGGAUUGGGUUGAAGUGGGUCUGCAAGUCUGCCGGCAAGGGUAUAACAUGCUAAACCUGCUGAUUCAGAGGAAGAGUCUGAACUACCUGCACCUUGAUUAUAACUUCAACCUCAAGCCUGUGAAAACUCACGUUUUGGAAACGCUUUCCAUCUCUGCCGUGAGAUCCUUCGGCUGA
This is a messenger RNA of Arabis nemorensis, 1080 nucleotides long. The record is from the annotation of a GenBank genome assembly. NCBI's taxonomy places the organism in Eukaryota, Viridiplantae, Streptophyta, Magnoliopsida, Brassicales, Brassicaceae.